UUAUCCACUUUUAAAAUUAUUCGAACAUUUUACAAAGAAUAAACAGAAAUAAAUACACCGCUUCGAUCUCGUGGGACGCGCACAGGGACAUAAACAUAACCUCAAAUAGUACUAAACAAAUAAGAAACGCGCUGUCUGCUACAAGAUCAGCUGAUUGUAUACAAUCAACACUGUCCGCAGCGAGAAGUUUAACGUCAAACGGUCGUAGAUUUUUGCCUCAAUUAAUACAACAGAGUGACAUGAAGGUUUUAAUUCUUCCAGCUUUACAGGAUAAUUACAUGUACCUCAUCAUUGAUGAGGUAUCAAAGGAAGCAGCAAUUGUAGAUCCUGUUGAUCCUGACACUGUUGUCUCGGCAGUUAAAGAACACAGUGUAAAUUUAACAAAAGUUUUAACCACUCAUCAUCAUUGGGAUCAUGCUGGGGGAAAUGAGAAAUUAUUCAAAAUGGUGAAUAAUCUUAAAGUUUAUGGAGGAGAUGAGAGAAUCGGUGCACUUACAAAUAAAGUGAAACACGGUGAUAAAAUUGACAUUGGAAAUUUAAAUGUCAAAUGUCUUUUUACUCCUUGUCAUACGAGUGGUCACAUUUGCUACUAUGUCACUGGCGAUGAAGAAGCUCCAGCUGUUUUUACUGGUGAUACAUUAUUUGCGGGUGGUUGUGGAAGAUUUUUCGAAGGAACUGCCGAACAAAUGUAUGAAGCACUUAUCGAAAUUUUAGGCAAUUUACCCGAAGAAACGAAAGUCUAUUGUGGUCAUGAAUAUACAGCUGCAAAUUUAAUGUUUGGUCAACAUGUUGAGCCUGAUAAUGAAGCAAUCAAGGAAAAAAUUGAAAAAGUCAGCAAUUUACGUAAAAAUCAAAUUCCAUCUGUACCUAGUUCCAUUGCUGAGGAGAAAUUGACGAAUCCUUUUAUGAGGGUACAAGAAACGAGUGUCAUGCAACAUGCUAAAACAAAUGAUCCUAUUGAAACAAUGUCUGUCAUACGCAAAGAGAAGGACAACUUUAAAUGUUAGGUCAUAAAAUUACAAUUAUUACAUUUAUUUUUCUACUAUAUUAUAGUUUUUAAGUACCUUUCUAAUUUUAAAUUCUGUUUCUAAUUUAAAAGGUUAUUAAUUAAAUAAUAGUGGCUUUACACUUAUAUACAAAGACAA
Leptopilina boulardi is the source of this 1145-nucleotide messenger RNA. Its product is annotated as hydroxyacylglutathione hydrolase, mitochondrial. The transcript is spliced from 5 exons. The record is from RefSeq and is a predicted model, not a curated record. NCBI's taxonomy places the organism in Eukaryota, Metazoa, Arthropoda, Insecta, Hymenoptera, Figitidae. The coding region runs from base 240 to 1007 and encodes 255 amino acids. Gene Ontology annotation, molecular function: hydroxyacylglutathione hydrolase activity.